Molecule: messenger RNA, 507 nt
Organism: Ostertagia ostertagi
Lineage: Eukaryota; Metazoa; Nematoda; Chromadorea; Rhabditida; Trichostrongylidae
Source: the annotation of a GenBank genome assembly
AUGAAAAUUUUAGCGCAUCCGAAUUUGCGGUGUUUUGUGUCUCAUGGAGGAAUGAACAGUGUGUUGGAGAUGACGAGGAACGGCAAACCGUCAAUUCUCAUUCCACUAUUUGGUGAUCAGCACAGAAACGCCAAACUUGUUGAACGGAGGGGAUCGGCGAUUGUGAUCUACAAAGAAUUCUUCACGGCUGAAAUAUUAAUCAAAAGCCUUCGAAGCAUUUUAGAAGAUCACGUAUAUCGCCAGAAAGCCAAGCGCCUUUCUUCGCUGAUGAGGAGGAAACCGUUUAACUUGAGAGAGCGUCUACUCUCAACGGUCGAAUUUUCCGCUCUUCAUGGAAAAAUGGAAGAACUAGACGUCUACAGCUACCGCAUGGGAACUUUACAGUAUUUCUGUCUCGACGUAAUAUUCGUUAUUCUUGUAGUGGUUGCGUUACAAAUCACUGCUUUUGUUUACGGUAUUCGGAAAAUUUCUGAUCUUGUCCUUUCUCGCAAGAGUAAGACAGAGUGA